Molecule: messenger RNA, 1543 nt
Organism: Melanaphis sacchari
Lineage: Eukaryota; Metazoa; Arthropoda; Insecta; Hemiptera; Aphididae
Gene: Tcs4
Product: probable tRNA N6-adenosine threonylcarbamoyltransferase, mitochondrial
Exons: 8
Coding region: 290-1525 (411 amino acids)
Biological process (GO): tRNA threonylcarbamoyladenosine modification
Cellular component (GO): mitochondrion
Source: RefSeq, a predicted model, not a curated record
CCACGGCUAUAAGAAAUAUUAUCAUAAAAUAAUACACCGAUCACACCGGGUCCUGGGACUACGCAGCGUAGCAGAGUAGCAGCUUGUUGAAAUGUUCUUUUCCGUUUCCCGGUGCCUCGCUCGCGAACAAAAAAAUGUCGAUUAGGUAAUAGAUAUAUUUUUAUAUAACGGUAACGACUGUUCUUUGGGCAACAAAUUUUUGGUGAAUUUUUAUUCAUUUAAAAAUUACAGCCAAUAUUCAUUCAUUAGAUAUAUGUGAUAAAAUAAAAUUAUCUACAGUCUUUUUAUAAUGAGACUUUUACGACAUUUUUGGUCAUUUGGUUUAUGGGGUCAGAGUACAAGGCAAGCCCACAGGAAGUAUAGCAAAGUGUUGGGCAUCGAGACAAGCUGUGACGAUACCGGAUGCGCAAUAGUGGACAGUGAUAGAAAUAUUCUUGGCGAAUACUUACAAUCUCAACAACAGAUACACCUUGAUUUUGGGGGUAUUAUUCCACCAGUGGCCAGAGAUUUGCACAUACAAAACAUUGAUAAUGUUGUAACCCAGGCAUUGCAACAAGCCCAAGUUAGUUUGAACGACCUGGACGCAAUUGCUGUCACUGUUAAACCCGGUUUGUCUUUGUCAUUAUUAGUUGGUAUGAACUAUGCUAAGGAAUUGUGUAAAAAAUCAAAAAAACCUUUGAUACCAAUUCAUCACAUGGAAGCACAUGCUUUGACUGCAAGAUUAGUUGAUCAUAAUUUACAGAUACCAUAUUUAGUCUUACUUUUAUCUGGUGGACACUGUUUGUUGGCUAUCGUAAAAAAAGUAAAUGAAUUUCUACUUCUAGGACAAUCUAUUGAUGACGCUCCUGGUGAAGCAUUGGACAAGGCAGCCAGGCGACUUAAGUUGAAAAAUAUGAAGGAGUUUAGAAAUUGUGCUGGAGGUCAAGCAAUUGAAAGAGCAGCAUUAAAAGGUGAUCCUAGGGCUAUUGAUUUGGGUACAUUUAUGACAAACUACAAAGACUGUAAUUUCAGUUACUCCGGCUUAAAAAAUGCUAUAAGAUCUCAAAUCCUAAAAUCUGAAAAAAACCAUGGAUUAAAAGGUGAUGAAAUUAUUCCUGAAGUUUUUGAUUUGUGCGCUAGUAUUCAGUAUGCUGUUACUAAACACAUAUGCACCCGAGUACAAAGGGGUAUUGAAUUUAUUAACCAAACACAACUCUUACCAGAUACAAACCGAACAUUGGUAGUUUCUGGUGGUGUUGCAAGCAAUAUGUUUAUACGAAAACAUUUGAAUCUUAUGUGUGACGAGGUAAAUUUUAAACUAGUAGUUCCACCACCUAAACUUUGUACAGAUAAUGGAACAAUGAUAGCAUGGAAUGGUGUCGAAAAAUUGAAUGAACAUAUAGAUAUUUUCAGUCACUUUGAUUUAGAUAAAAUCGAUAUACAAUCAAAAGCACCAUUAGGAAAGAACAUUUCAUCACAAAUAACUGAUAUGGCAAUAAGAUGUCCUUCUGGGUUUUUUAAUAAAAUAUUUGAAGAAAAUAGAUAAAUAUUAAUAUUUUAUUUA